AUGCUGCAAGAGAAGUUUGAAAUUGCAAUGGAGCCUCGUGAAACCGCUUUUGAUAUAGGUAUGAGAUAAUACAUGAUAGUUGCGCCCAAUAAUCACUAGGCGUCUUGGCAGGGCUAUAAAAUGUGCGCCUGGUUCACUGCUAUUUUAGGUAGAUCACAAAAGGCACCUCAUUAGUAUUCCAAUAAUUUUAACGCAUUAAUAUUCCAAUAAUCUUAUGGCGGCUUACAAUUAGUCACUAAUUAAUGUGUAACUAAAGAGUUUCCGCAUAUUAGCUACUUUUUACUGUGGGACUACUUGCCAUUCUUACCCAAAAUUGCUAAAUAUAUUAAACCUUCUACUAUUUAUGCAAUUUGCUAAAAAUGAGUACAGUAUAAACAAAUCAUAUUUCUAACUGAUUAAGGUAAAGCCCCGUUUAUACACUACGCUCAAUUUAUGGUAUACGGCACGGAUAAAAUUGGUAUCCGUACCACUUUUUUGGUUCUUGGACUACCUAAUUUAGGUAGUCCAAGAACCAAAAAAGUGGUACGGUACCAAAAAUUGAGCGUAGUGUAAACGUGACUUUAUUCAACGUUAAAGAUGAACUAAGCAUGCUCAUAUAGAAAUGGUGACUUUGGUGACCUGCAUAAGGACUAUUCAAAUCCCAACCCAGACAGUUCAGACAAGUGUGUUGCCCAUGGCCGAAACCUGUGUAGUUGACCUGAGCAUGCAGUGACUGUAUAGUCAUUUAUGCGAGACAGCCUGAAAAACAGUCUGAAUAGCAGUCUGGGGAAAAGCAGCUUUUGCCCAACAGCAGAUUACUUGUAUUUGUAAUUCCAAAUCUACUGUCUGGAUGCAGGCAAUUUCAUCAUUUUUUUCUCAAAGGGUCUAUAUUCAUUUAAAAGAACUUUUGGUUUCAAUUUAUCUUUGUUUAAAGAAACGUAAUAAAAGUGGCUUAUUUUUGCAACCGCAUCUGGGUGUAUUGUAAAUAUAUUUGUAUUUUGCACUAUAAAUAUCAAAUAUGCAUAGGCUAUAUCUUAUUUUGCGUUAUCUUAAAUUUUCUUGACAAAUUUAGGUAGUCUAGUUGGUCAAGGUUAUAACAUCUUAACCGAUAGAUCAGCCGCCACCCAAGUGUUCAAGUUUGAUGUUACCAAGACCCAAUACGGUAUUGCAAUUCCGAAGUGUGCGAAAUUUGAAAAGGUUCAGCAAACCAGAAGCUAUAUGGAUCAGUUUGAAAAUGAUGAAUCAUACACGGAGUCGAGGCUGAAGAAUCUUAAUGUAAGUAUGGAUGCCAAACCCAAGGUGCUGAUGACGGGUCACAGAGCUGGAUGUAAUAGGAACAAUUAUUCCACCUCGUCGGAAGUUUCUUUCUUGUUCGAACAGCGAAUGUUUGAAAUAAAGUUUGGAAACUAUGAGGAAUAUCUGGAUAAAGGCGUGACCUUCACAAAAGAUUUCAGGUCAGAUGUUGGAAAGCUACCAUGCACGUAUGACAAAAAUGAUCCCAGUUGCAGAAGUAGCUUCGAGAGAUUCUUCAAUCGUUUCGGUCAUUUUUUGGUAUCUUCGGCGUAUGGAGGAGGAUCAGUCGAAGUAAAAUGUAGCAGAGAAAUGGUUGGGAGCGCAACAGCGAGCUUAGCAGAAGCGAAGGCUGUCCUGACAGAAGCAUUUGAAGGGUUAGACGUACAUAAAACAGAAUUUACGGCAGGUACCAGCUUCUUCGGGAACUUAAACACUUUGUUGAAGCGAUGUAGUAUUUUCUGGAAAGGCGGCGACACGAUCCUUCGUGAGAAAGAGACAAUCGCUUAUAAAGAAAAGAUGAAGAAAUGGAAAGCAUCUUUGCUCGUAAAACCAGCGAUUCUUACUUCAGAAAUGACACUAGAACCCAUUUCUGCUGCAGUAGCUCAUGUCGAUCCCAAAAAAGAUAAAACAAUUUACGACGCACUUAAGGAUCUUUUGGGAGGUGAAUUUAAAGUUCUUGAAGAGAAGGAGGAACAGAAACGUGCAACGGAAGCACGUGCCAAUAAAAUCGGCGAGGCAACUAGAAGAAAAGAAACUGUUCAAGAUCCAAAUGAAAGCGAAGGUGCAUGUUUUCCCUCAAGCUCCGUGGUUAAUGUCCGGAACCUGAAAGACGGCGCAGUAAAACAAAAAAAAAUGGUGAAACUCGAAGUGGGCGAUAAGGUUAUGGGUUGGGAUGAGAAACGUAAUCGAGCUAUUUUUACAGAAAUAAUCAUGUUUGCGCAUCGUGCAUCGGGUGUUAUGGAUGUGCAGUACUUGAAAAUUGCCCUCGAAGAUGGAAACAAAAUCACUCUAAGCGGUAACCAUUUGGUUAUGGUUGGAAAGCACAAGAAGGCAAUCCUAGCCCGAAAGGUGAAACGGGGAGAGAUCCUGUUCACAGUCGAUGAAAACCGGAAAAUUUCACCUAAAAAAGUUUUGGCAGUUGACAAAGUGAUCGAGCAAGGCGUCUUCUGUCCAAUCACCGUACAUGGAAACCUGAUUGUCGAUAACGUGCUGGCGAGCUGCUAUGCAUCCGUCCAAGACCAUGUUUUCCUCGAAGGUCUCGUAAAGAUCUCAGCUCAGAGCAUAGCUCAUUUUGGCCUCGUGCCAAUGCGAGCUCUCCACAAGCUUCGAUUAAAAUGGUGGAGAAAAAUUCCAAAUGGCCAAACCAUACACCCCUACCUGCAUUGGUUAUGCAAAUUCAAGCUGCCAUUCAUGGCAAAUUAA
Molecule: messenger RNA, 2694 nt
Organism: Paramuricea clavata
Lineage: Eukaryota; Metazoa; Cnidaria; Anthozoa; Malacalcyonacea; Plexauridae
Source: the annotation of a GenBank genome assembly